AUCGCAUCCAGGCGAGACACACAAAGUAGGGAACAGACACGCCAGCCUCCGUCCAUUGUUCCUCGGUCACCAAUAUCAACCUUCCCCCCUCCUCCACGCCUCACGCCAUCGUCCAUCAGCACUCGGACACUCCUACUCACUCACCUCUGCCAACGGACCACUUGACCCAAGUACCAACCUCAACACCGCGAACCACAGGCAACUCGCGCACGCUCCUUUGCAUUCCCUCUCCGACCCAAUAUCACCCCUGAACAACCCACCGCUUCGUCGUACGGAAUCAGCACUCAGGAUCACUAACGCUCGAAGCAUUCCUUGGACUCAGUCACCACAUCAUCACCCAUCUGCAUCGCAUAUACGAACCCUCACAGCAAAAGCAGACCACAUCCUUCCUUGAUCCCCGGCACCCCUCUUCUGCACACACACACUCAUACAAUCUUUGGCCAAGAUGGGCGGAUCACUAUCAAAGGCCAUGGGAAAGAUCUUUGGCAAUAGGGAGAUGAGGAUCCUCAUGCUGGGAUUGGACGCAGCAGGAAAGACCACCAUCCUCUACAAGCUCAAGCUCAAUCAAUCCGUCACAACUAUCCCCACUGUUGGAUUCAACGUGGAAACAGUCCAAUACAAGAAUGUCAAAUUCAACGUAUGGGAUGUAGGAGGACAAGACAAGAUUCGUCCGCUCUGGCGUCAUUACUACACAGGGACACAAGGUCUAGUGUUUGUAGUCGACUCACAAGAUCGGGAUCGUAUCGAUGAGGCAAGGCAGGAACUACAUCGCAUCAUUGGAGAUCGUGAGAUGAGGGAAGCAUUGCUGCUGGUAUUUGCUAAUAAGCAAGAUUUGCCGGGUGCCAUGUCGCCGGCAGAAGUGACAGAGAAGCUGGGUCUCCACAGGAUGAGGGACCGUAGCUGGUUUGUCCACCCGAGUUGUGCUACCAGCGGAGAGGGUCUCUUCGAAGGGCUGAGCUGGCUCUCGGCAAACGUCAAGAAGCAGCAGCCAUAG
Messenger RNA from Microstroma glucosiphilum, 994 nucleotides. Its product is annotated as putative ADP-ribosylation factor 6. Gene Ontology annotation, cellular component: cytoplasm. Gene Ontology annotation, biological process: intracellular protein transport; vesicle-mediated transport. NCBI's taxonomy places the organism in Eukaryota, Fungi, Basidiomycota, Exobasidiomycetes, Microstromatales, Microstromataceae. Gene Ontology annotation, molecular function: GTP binding; GTPase activity. Bases 446 to 994 code for a protein of 182 amino acids. The transcript has 5 exons. The record is from RefSeq and is a predicted model, not a curated record.